UGGGUGGAAUACUAUGCCAAAAAAGUAAUAUAAUGUAGAGGACAUACCUUCUCCUCCAGACCAAAGCUGUGGUGGUGAUCUCAACAUGGAAAAAGAACUCAGCGGUGCAGCCAAAAAUAGAAAAUGUGAUAAUUGGUGACUUCAAUUAUGCUCACAUUGACUGGAGCAACUAUGUCAUCCUUUCAAGAAGUUCCAUCUUCAAGUGGUGCCCUGCAGACUUCAAAUUUUGCACAUGUCAUCUUUCAAAAUGUAGCAAAAAGUUACCUUCCUAAUGUGCACCUUGAAUGCCGUUAUACUCUGACUCCCUAUAUACGUCCUCACCAAAAAGAUUGGGUUGGUAUAUUCAAGGUUGGCUGGAGCACUGCACGAGAUUAUUAUACAUUUCUUUGGUCACCUAUGCCUGACAACUAUGUGGAAGGAUCAACAGUUAACUCUGUGCUGUCUUUCCAAGGAUACUACCUUGCAAAUGAUGAUGGUGAAUUUUAUCAGUUCUGCUAUGUAACACAUAAGGGUGAGAUUCGUGGAGCAAGCACCCCUUUCCAAUUUCGAACAUCUUCUCCCAUUGAAGAAUUGUUGACAAUGGAAGAUGAAGGAAAUUCUGAUAUGUUGGUGGUGACUACAAAGGCUGGACUUCUUGAGUUCAAAAUUGAAAAAACAAUGAGAGAAAAAGAAGAACUAUUAAAGGUAACUGCUUCACUUGAAAAGGAAACUGUACAACUCAGAGAUCAAGUUGAAAGACUGGAAAAAGAACUGAACCAUGAAAAGGAAAUGUGUGAUCAGCUUGAAGCACAGCAAAAGGUUAACUUGAAAACUUCAGAAACUCUUAAAGCUGAAAAUGAAGAACUCAAGAAAAAGCAUGAUGAGGCUACUUCCAAAGUUCUACAGCUUGAAGAAGACAUCAUGACUGUUACUCAGAAAGCGAUUGCAAAAGAAACUGAGUUAGACAGCCUGAAAGACAAACUCAAGAAAGUAGUCCUUGAGAAGGAGCAGCUUGAAUGCCACUUAAAGACUGAGAAGGAUGAAAAGGAGCUCUACAAGAUACAUUUGAAGAACACAGAAAUUGAAAACACCAAACUAGCAUCAGAAGUUCAGACACUGAAGAACUUGGAUGGAAACAAAGAAAACCUUAUAGCCUAUUAUAAAGAAGAGGUUGGCAGAUUACAACUGUGUGUGGCUGAAAAAGAAAAGUUGAAGAGAGCUUUCUUGCUUACUUCAUCAAACAAGGAAGAGGCAAGUGUAUUAAAGGAACAGCUUCGGAAAGCUGAGGAUCAAAUUCAAGCUAGUAGGCAAGAAGCUCUGUUGAUGUCAAAAGAGCUCAGUGAUGCAGUAAAUGUGCGUGAUAAAACUAUGGCAGAUCUUCAUAGCGCUAGACUAGAAAACGAAAAGGUGAAGAAGCAACUUGCUGAUGUUGUAGCUGAACUUAAAAAAAUCACACUUGUGAAUAAUAAACAGGAAACAUCAAGUGUUGUAGAGAAAGAGCUACGCAGAGAAGUUGAAGAUUUAAAGCUCCGCCUGCAGAUGGCUGCUGACCAUUACAAGGAAAAAUUCAAAGAAUGUCAGAAGCUGCAAAAGCAAGUCAAUAAACUUAUUGACCAAACAGAUGAGAAACUGAAAUGUAGUGCCUAUGCUGAUGAAUUGGCCAAGUUGGAGCCGAAAUGGAAGGAGCAAGUGAAAAUUAGUGAGAGUGUGAAGCAACAGUUGGCUGCAGUAGAAGACCAGUAUUUAGUUCAGUUGGCCGAAAAGGACAGACAGAUAAAUGAGCUGACAUCCCAUUUGGGAAUCCUCAGCAAUGAAAAGAGUCCUGGAAGGAGACUAGAAAAUCAAACUGACAGAAUCACUCAAGGACAGAUUUCUCAGCAAGCAGUAUAUUUUCUCAAGCCAGUUCUUACUUCUGAGGAUGAUGGACAGGUUCCUGCUGUGCCAACUCGGUUACCAGUACUGCAGUACCCCUAUACAACCCAGGAAACAAGAGAUGGAGCAGAUGGUGCUUUUUACCCUGAUGAAAUCCAGAAGCCACCUGUAAGACUGCCCUCUUGGGAACUUGAAGACAAUGUAGUGUGCAGUCAGCCUGCUCGCAACCUCAGUCGGCCUGAUGGUUUAGAAGAUCCUGAGGAUAGUAAUGACGACAACGCAAGUGUACCAUCUGCUCCUGAUCCACCAAACCUCAGUUUACAUGAACGUGGAACAGGCUUUUGUUUUGAUUCCAGUUUUGUGCACAUCAAGAAGUGUCCCCUUUGUGAAGUGAUGUUUCCUCCUAACUAUGAUCAGACCAAGUUUGAAGAACAUGUUGAAAGCCACUGGAAGGUGUGUCCAAUGUGCAGCGAACAGUUCCCUCCUGACUAUGACCAGCAAAACUUUGAAAGACAUGUGCAAACACACUUUGAUCAGAAUAUUUUAAAUUUUGACUAGUUUGGUGCAUUGUAAUGCAGUUUAGUUUAGACAAAACGUGAAUGAGCAAGUUCUAUAAGACAAGAGAACACAGCUUUCAUAACUUGUUGUUUAAAGGCUACUUACAAUACAGUGCUUUGGCCUGUUAGCAAGUAUUGGGUUAGCAUACACCCAGAACUGUUAUAAUAUCUAUCAAUAUUUAUUCCCAGGCUAACAAAAUGCAUAACAACACAGGAAAUGCACAGACUUGUUCAGAAACCUCAGAAGUUGGGUUUGUAGUAGUGGCAAGUUUACAGAGUGAAAUGAUUUUGCUCUUGUUUGUGCUUAUGAUUAGAUAUUAAAGUUCUCAUUCCAUAAUAAAAUGAGGUUUCUAAGUAAUCUUGUAUGUAUCCUUAUAUAAUUGUUGAUUCUGAAAGUUUAACAUAAUUUGUCCAAUGAAAGUAUAGUUUUUACAUCUAUUUCAGAAAUGUAGUUGCCUUGAGAUUUCAUGCUUGCAAAACAUUACAGCAGCAUUCACUUUUAAUUAACUAUUAUCUCUUCGUACAAAUGUCAGUACGCUAGUUAACUAUUAAAAAUUCUGCUACACUUAGAUCUACUAGAAAAUUAUUGUAUAAAAAUCUCUACCGUUAGGCUUCAUUUGUAUUCAGCAGAUUUCUAAUGUGUACGUAGCACCCCAUUUUCCUGGAUUGUUUAGCAAGUUGUAUUCAAGACUAAGAUUUCUAGAGUCUUCUGCAUUCUACUUUGCACAUUUUCCCCAUUAAAUUUGUGGUGUGUAUAUUUAAAACACUAUAUUUUUGAAGACUUAAUCUUUAUUAAGUAAUUUGAUCCUUUUGGAUAAAAUUAUUCACUUUUCCAUCUGUUGUACAAUAGUCAAAUUAAAGACAAAAACUAAA
Rhineura floridana is the source of this 3281-nucleotide messenger RNA. It is a transcript of the gene TAX1BP1, whose product is annotated as Tax1 binding protein 1. Gene Ontology annotation, biological process: negative regulation of apoptotic process. The coding region runs from base 148 to 2409 and encodes 753 amino acids. The record is from RefSeq and is a predicted model, not a curated record. Lineage: Eukaryota; Metazoa; Chordata; Lepidosauria; Squamata; Rhineuridae. The transcript has 16 exons.